Messenger RNA from Penicillium griseofulvum, 1314 nucleotides. Its product is annotated as putative C2H2 finger domain protein. Gene Ontology annotation, cellular component: nucleus. Bases 1 to 1314 code for a protein of 437 amino acids. Gene Ontology annotation, molecular function: DNA binding. The record is from RefSeq and is a predicted model, not a curated record. NCBI's taxonomy places the organism in Eukaryota, Fungi, Ascomycota, Eurotiomycetes, Eurotiales, Aspergillaceae. The transcript is spliced from 3 exons.
AUGGUCAAAAGACGUGGCCACUCCCUCGAGGAGCUCCUCGAACGCCCAUGGUGCUACUACUGCGAACGUGACUUUGAUGAUCUCAAGAUCCUCAUCUCUCAUCAGAAAGCCAAGCAUUUUAGAUGCACUACCUGCCCUCGCAGACUGAAUACCGCCGGAGGUCUAUCCGUGCACAUGAGCCAGGUUCAUAAAGAGCAAUUGACCGAGGUCCAAAAUGCGUUGCCAAACCGCAUGGGUGUUGAUAUUGAGAUCUUCGGCAUGGAGGGUAUCCCCGAGGAUGUCCUCAAGGCCCACCAGCAGCGUGUCGCAUCACAAUUUCAGCAGGCCCAACUGGAUCGCCAGCAUGCGACUGGCAACCCUCCUACUGGCGCCUUCUCUAGUGGCCAACCGAGCAAGAAGCCUAAGCUUGAACCUAUCUCAGAUAUUAAGAAACGACUGGCUGAACACAAGGCCAAGCGUGCGGAGGCGCUCGCCGGUGGUAGCAGCGGUGAUGUGACACCCUCUAGCGCUGUUCAGUCGACGCCGCCAACAGCUAGUGCUUAUGCUCAAUCGCCUCAGAUUGCGCCCGCUCAGCCAUACUCUUACCCUCAACCAUAUGGUGCCCCCGCCGCCGCUGUGACCCCUCAUUUCCCACAAACUGGCAGCCCUGUCUAUUCAAGCUACUCGCCAGUGGGCGGACAACAAGUCCCUGGUGUCUCGCCUUACACGCCAUCCGGAUAUCCGUCUCCAUUCCCCGCCGGACCUCCUGCCGGACUCCCCGCCGGACCUCCUGCCGGACUCCCCGCCGGACUCCCUGCCGGACUCCCUGCGCAGCCCCCAGUCUCCUAUGGGGCUCCUCCUUACCCCCAGCAGCAACCCCCACCAUCCGAUAACAGAUACAUGGGCCUGCCGGCCGCCUCGAACCUUCCCCAACGUCCUGCCUUUGGUGUACCUUCGGUCAACGCGCACGAGAUGCAAAAGAUGCACAUGGGACACGUGCCCCCCACCCCCGCAGCUUCGGGUCAUUUUAAUGGAGACAGCGCCCACCCAGCCGAUAAUGUCUCCACACCUGUUGACAAUCAGAUUGCAGGCCCAGCCAACGACGUCGUCUCCCAGGCAGAGGGUACCACCAAGCCAAAGAAAGAAAAGACGAAGCCCGCGAUUCGCCUGAUUUUCAAUGACGAUAAGUUCAGUCCCGAGGAGAAAAUGGCACAGCUACCUCGAUAUGCAUACGUCCCUGAUCAAAGCACACAAACCACCCUCGGCGAGCUCCCCGGCAAUGCAAUCGUGGGCGCCAUUCAAGAGUCUGAUACCGUGUUCGAUACGACCCAUUAA